AGCACAACCCGUCGAACCGACGGCCCGUUCGCUGCCAUCCGCAAGCAAAAAAUAGAUAUAGUUUUAUGUAGCCCGGAAUAAUUUGAGAUAAUAGAAAGCGGCACUGUUUGAACGACGUCGAGCAAGAAACAUAUACCGCGCCCUCUGUGGUUUAGUGUAAGAAGACGUGUCGAAGAUGCCUAUGUAUCAGAGGCCUCCGUUUUGGCGCGUUCCCCAUCAAAGAGUAGACCCCGGCGACGAACCCAGAGACUUUGGACAACGAAGAAGGGUGACACCAGGCACUCCGGCCGGUCGAGAGCUGGUCCGAGGGGACAUCAUCGCUAAGAUAGAUGACUACGACGCGCGGGAUCUACGCCACGAGGACGCACAGAACCUCUUCAAAAAUGCCCGCAAUCAAAUAAAAAUUGUUGUCCAAAGGGGCGGUUCGAGCUCUCAUCUAUAUUCAGUGCCACGUGCGACAGGGAGCUAUGUAGGCCGAGUGCCCACUCCCACCUUCUAUCACGAAUACGCUGAGGACGCGGACCGAGACGUGGUGGGGGCGAUUCCAUACAUACCGAGGUCGCCGGUUCCCAGCAGUGUUCCUCCAUCCUUCAGAACACCCAGUCCACUUCCGACGAGCCAAGGAAACUGGCAAGGGCGCGGUCCCGAGUCUCUACCCAGGACCCCAGUGCAAAACUACACGUCAUUCCCUGUCCAGCACGAGGGGGAGUACAGAACUCUAUUGCUGUCGCCUUCAUCCGUCCGUACUGAUGAAACAAUCGAUGAAUCUAUUCAUAGCCAACCAUACCGUACUACGCCCCUGGUGUUGCCGGGCGCGAAGGUCCGUCGCGAACCAGGUCCCACAGAGAGCUACCUCCGUCACCACCCCAACCCAGCGAUGAGGGCGCCCCCACACCACGACUACCGCGACACAGUCAUGAAACAAAGGGUUGCCGAGUCGGUGCUGCAGCGAGUGAUUGGAGAUGAGGGCAAUAAGGUGGUGCAUAAGCAAUUCAACUCGCCCAUCAAUCUAUAUUCAGACCAGAAUAUUGCUAAUUCGAUUAGACAACAAACUUCGCCCCUGCCCGCUAACGGCCAUUACGGGCGGCCGCACGUUGUGAAGAGCCAUAAGCCGACGCUGCUGUACGACCCCGCCAAGUCGGAGACCUUCCGCGCGCUGCAGGAGGAGGGGCUGGGCGACGUGGUGCAGGAGGUGCCCACACCCGUCCAGCCGAAGGUUUUCCAGGCGCCGGCCAAUAAGAAACCAGCGCCAACUCCGAAACCAACGAAACAGCCUGACGCGAAACCGAAAGGAAAACAAACGACCUUCGUAAAUUCAUUACACGAAGAGCACAUUCAGCAGUCAAACUCAUUCAAACGCCUUAUGUACAAUGUUCUUAGUGAUGCUGACUUGUAACAUCGUUUCAACGCAGUUUGACCGUCAUGAUGGAAGGUAGACAUGGCAGACCACCAAUGGAAAUGAAAUAUUGAACUGAGCAACAAAUAGAUAUAGCAUACGUUAUGUAUUGUCAACGUAUGUAUAAUUUAUUUUUUAGCUUGAGUUUGCCACAUCGAAUGUAUGAAGCACAGAGGAUAUGAUUUUUAGUAUGGUUUUGUGGCGGUUAGUCGACGGCGCCCAAUACUGACUUAUUCGAUUAGCAAUGAAAUAAGACUAACAAAGAUUAAUAGUAAACUAUUAUAAUAAUGCUCCUGGCAGUGUGUAAAAUUAUUUUUCGGUGGAUUUAAUUAAAUUAUUCUAAUACUCGAGUAUUAGUAAUAUCAUUUAUAUUUGUAUUAAGUAGCCAUGUAACGUCUAUUACUAAGUGUUGAUUUUCUGUUUGUACAGAAAUAUUACUGUUUAUGUAUACAUAUGAGAAAUGUUGAGUGUACAGUCUAGUCACGUCGACCCGAGCUCUGGUCGUGCCCACGAGUAUGAAAUUCGUUCAACUUUAAAUAAAUUAUUUAUUUUUAUCUA
Galleria mellonella (greater wax moth) is the source of this 1954-nucleotide messenger RNA. RefSeq names its product PDZ and LIM domain protein 7 (gene Zasp66). Gene Ontology annotation, biological process: muscle structure development; actin cytoskeleton organization. Bases 176 to 1396 code for a protein of 406 amino acids. Gene Ontology annotation, molecular function: muscle alpha-actinin binding; actin binding. The transcript has 13 exons. The record is from RefSeq and is a predicted model, not a curated record. Lineage: Eukaryota; Metazoa; Arthropoda; Insecta; Lepidoptera; Pyralidae. Gene Ontology annotation, cellular component: stress fiber; adherens junction; filamentous actin.